Messenger RNA from Cryptomeria japonica (Japanese cedar), 1518 nucleotides. RefSeq names its product protein FLX-like 1. The transcript is spliced from 5 exons. The coding region runs from base 241 to 1167 and encodes 308 amino acids. The record is from RefSeq and is a predicted model, not a curated record. NCBI's taxonomy places the organism in Eukaryota, Viridiplantae, Streptophyta, Pinopsida, Cupressales, Cupressaceae.
UAAAUAUAUUCCCAGUGUCCCGAAUAUCUAACUGAAGUGCUAUAAAAACAACCGGCAACUUCCGGUAAACCCUAACCAAAGGACAGUUCGACAAAACCCUCAAAUUAUCCCCGAACAGUUUUUCAGGAAGAGGGAAAAAAGAAGAAACAGAGGGAAAGCGGUGGAAGCUCUGUUCUUUAUAGUGAGAUUCUGUAGUUAUUUCUGAAUCAUUUGUAUUCAGGAAAAAAAAAGGAAUUCCUAAUGGCUGGAAGAAAUCGUCUUCCUGCACAUGUUCUCAAGGGUGGAUCCCGUGGCAUGCCACCCAUGCGUGAGGGUCCAUAUACUAGAGGCCCUGGGCCCCUGCCACCUCAUCCCGGGCUUGAGGAUAUGCACGAAGGCCCAUAUGGCAGGGGCCCAGGACCCUUACCUCCUCACCCAGCUUUGAUAGAGGAAAAACUUGCAGCUCAGCAUCAAGAGAUUCAGGGACUGCUAGUGGAGAAUCAGCGUCUUGCUGCUACUCAUGUGGCUUUGAGACAGGAACUAGCUGCUACACAGCAGGAGCUACAACAUCUGAAUCAUGUAUCUCAAAAUAUGCAGGUUGACAAAGAGCAUCAGCUCAGGGAGUUGUAUGACAAAUCAAUGAAGCUGGAAGCUGAUUUGCGUGCCACAGAGCCAAUGAAAGCUGAAAUAAUGCAGUUACGUGCAGAUAAUCAAAAGCUGGGUGUUGCAAGACAAGAUUUGACAGCCCAGGUGCAAGCUCUGACUCAAGAUUUGGCAAGAGCAAGGGCAGAUAUGCAGCAGGUGCCUGCUUUGAGAACAGAGAUAGAAAGUUUACAUCAGGAACUACAACGGGCAAGAACUGCUAUUGACUAUGAGAAGAAGGCACACACCGAGCAGUUGGAGCAGAGUCAGGCCAUGGAGAAAAAUUUGAUUUCAAUGGCGCGUGAAGUUGAGAAACUUCGAGCAGAACUUGCAAAUUCUGACAAGAGAGUUCGUGGAGCUGCAAACCCUGGUGGAGCUUAUGGUGGUAGUUAUGGCAAUUCAGAAAUGGGGUAUUCAGGUGGUGCAUAUGGUGAUGGUUAUGGCAUGCACUCGGUGCAAGGUGCUGCAGAUAGUGGAGCUCCAUAUGGGGCUGCAGCUGCCCCCUGGGGAGCAUAUGAAAUGCAACGUGGCCAUGUACGUAGAUGAAAGACAGUCCAAUAUGGGCUUAAAAUGCAUUGCUAAAUGCUGCAUUCGUAUUUUAAUGAGUAUUUUGUGGUCAAAGCUAUGAAGAAUUGAAGCACCUGAACAGUUCAUUUAAAGAUGAUCAUUUCAAAGAGAAUUUUCCUUGAUUACUUUAGAAGUUUUUUGUUUGACAUCAUAUAUUUGAAAUGGUGAUAAAUAGCAAUGCAUGUCUACAACAUGCUAAGCUAACUUAUGUUUUUAUUUUUGAAAGUAGCUUGAUAGGUUAAGAUAUAUCAGAUGUUGCUUUUUAACAGUAUGUUUCUCAAUCUAGUGUAUUGACUUAAGACUGAUGGAAAACUAUUUGCGUAUUCUCGA